Messenger RNA from Macroventuria anomochaeta, 860 nucleotides. RefSeq lists its product as uncharacterized. Lineage: Eukaryota; Fungi; Ascomycota; Dothideomycetes; Pleosporales; Didymellaceae. The transcript is spliced from 2 exons. The record is from RefSeq and is a predicted model, not a curated record. Bases 39 to 860 code for a protein of 273 amino acids. Gene Ontology annotation, molecular function: protein binding.
AUCAGCCAAUACCUAUCUGUUCACAGAUCUGUGCGGUUAUGGACAAUCACUGUAUGGGUUUAAAUGCGCAGAGUGAUGACGUGGAGUGCCCAUUGCUCAAACUACCUGGGGAACUGCGAAAUCGAAUCUACGCCUACACUGUAGAGGAGAGCACUAUCCCGCUCACGUAUGACAUGGAGUGGCAGCCUGCAUGGACGCGCACCUGCAUAAGGCGACGACAAUUCUUAGGUCUAACGCAAGUCUGCCGUCAGAUACGAUUUGAAUUCCUCCCACUUUAUAAGACCCACACAAAAGUUGCACCGAACACCUGGGAUAUAUACAAAUACAUCGACACGUGGGUAGCGCCUGGCACCAGCGACGAGAACGUCUUAGGGCACGUAAUCCUCGACUUCAUGGAUGAUGAUCGAGGGGAAUUAGGAAUCCUCGACAUCAAGCCUUUGUUGCAGCUUGCAAGAAGAGCCGAGGGUUUUCACGUGGAAAUCGUCGAUGUCACUGAACCGAACGACUGCAACUCCCCUACUAUGCGUAGCAUAGAAGAGACACUGGCUGACCUGUACGACAUUCAGGACAUGGACAUGUUCUAUGAAUAUAUGGACGAAGCAAUGACUGCACUGGUAGUACGUGCCAGUGAAGAGAGUGGUGUCGAAAUCAUCUUCGAGCUGAGCCCCCAGUAUUGGGAGGAUUGGAUGGGCGAGUGGAGCAAGCCGGACCAUGAUCCUAACUACAGGAUCCCUCUCGAGCUAGAGGAUACUGUCGUGGAGUGGGGGCGGCAGUGUGGGAUGGAGCUUGAUCGAGCUACGGGGAGCCAUCUGACUGUCAACUACCGACCUGGGGAAGUGGACUCGGAUGAAUCAUGUUAG